AUGGAGGUCAAUGAUGAAAGAACCCUCAAAUUGAGUGGGUCGAGUAGAGUCGUUUCUGAUUACUUUGAAAUUUGCAUUCACAAUAUAUUAUUCCAGAGACACGUUUAUCCCAAAGAAGACUUCAAAGUCAUCAGGAAAUUUGGUCUCAAUUUAGUAUAUUCCAAAGAUGAUGAGGUGAUAAGUUAUAUUAAGCAAAUAACUCGACAGCUACAUCGUUGGAUUGUUGAUGGAAAAAUCAACGUGUUAACCAUGCUUAUAGUUUUGAAAGAAACCAAUCAGGUUUCUGAGAAGUGGAUGUUUCAUAUAGAUCUCGUUCACGACAAGAGUGAAGAAGAUCCCAGUUCAACCAGCAACAGCCGAAAUGUGAAAGGUGUGAAAACACUAGAAGAUAUACAAAAAGAAAUACAACUGAUAAUAAGGCAAAUUAGCUCUUCCAUUACAUUUUUACCUGAAUUUGAAGAUCCCCAAACUUUCAAGAUAUUAGUCCAUACCACCGACAAUUUUGAGGCUCCUAAAGAUUGGGAUGACGCAAACCUGUCAACGGAUAUUGAAGGAAAAGGUGUUGAGAGUGUAAAGUUUGACAAUUUUGCUACAGGUAACCAUAAAGUCUCAACUUUCGUAACGUAUCAAACCAGAGAACAGUAA
Messenger RNA from Pichia membranifaciens NRRL Y-2026, 645 nucleotides. RefSeq lists its product as hypothetical. Gene Ontology annotation, biological process: mitotic spindle assembly checkpoint signaling. Lineage: Eukaryota; Fungi; Ascomycota; Pichiomycetes; Pichiales; Pichiaceae. The transcript has a single exon. Gene Ontology annotation, cellular component: kinetochore; nucleoplasm; cytoplasm. The coding region runs from base 1 to 645 and encodes 214 amino acids. The record is from RefSeq and is a predicted model, not a curated record.